GCGCCCUCCGAGGGCGGGGAUUCAAGGUGCUGAGGGAAACUUAGCGAUUAGUGUAGUAGGGUCAUGAAGAAGAGGCGGCGGCGGGAGAUCCGAGGCGGCGGCGGGAGCGUGAAACUGCGGUAGCUGUCUGUUAGGCUGGUGGUGUGGCUCUGUGGCAAGAGCGUAGUUCUUAAACUCCUCUCUGGGCAGCGGCCGGGGCUCGGGGCUGAGAGCGGCCGUGGGGCCGCCUCCCCGGGCCCCCUGGCUCCGCCAUGUUCCGCCGGGCACGCCUUAGCGUGAAGCCGAAUGUCAGGCCUGGAGCGGGCGCCAGGGGCUCCACUGCCGCCAAUCCCCAGCGUGAACAAGAGGUUCCCAGGCCGCCGGAGCCUGCCGCGGCCUCUGUCCCGAAGCCAGCGGAACCUCCAGAUGUGCCCCCGGUGGAUUCUGGGGAGGCAGAACCUCAAGAAAAGACUCCUAAGAGCAGUGAUGAAAAGACUGAUGGUGGGAAUAAUGUUGAAGAAUCAAGUAAAUCUUCCCCUACUGUUUCACAAAGAAGAAAGCGACUAUCAAGUACCUCUAGUCUGGUCAAGCCUAGUGUCAGUGUUCCCUCAGAACCUCAUCCUUUAUCUACAGUUAAUAAUCAAGAAGCUCCACAGCCAAACCCCGUUCCGACAAAAGAGAAACAGCCAUGCUCAGAUCGAUUCCGAAUAUAUAAAGCCCAGAAACUCAGAGAAAUGUUAAAAGAAGAAUUGAGAAAAGAGAAGAAGCAAUGGAAAAACAAACAUGCCGUAAAUGAAAAUCAGAGGCCACAAGAUCGUUCAAAAAUGACUAUGAGAGAUUUCAUAUAUUACCUGCCAAAUAACAAUCCAAUGACUUCUUCACUGGAGCAAGAAAAGAAAACUGAAAAAUCGUCGACACCAGUCCAAACAAGAGAGCAAGAAGGUAAGAGUACUCCUGAUGGUGAAGAUAAUGAAGAAAUAGAAGAAGAGAUGGAUGAUGGGCCAUUGCUGGUUCCUCGCGUCAAAGUGGCAGAAGACGGUUCUAUUAUUUUGGAUGAAGAAAGUUUAACUGUAGAAGUUUUGAGAACAAAAGGUCCCUGUGUUGUUGAGGAAAAUGACCCCAUAUUUGAGCGUGGUUCUACAACUACAUAUUCCAGCUUUAGGAAAAACUAUUACUCUAAACCGUGGUCAAAUAAAGAAACAGAUAUGUUUUUUUUAGCCAUCAGCAUGGUAGGAACUGACUUUUCUAUGAUCGGACAGCUUUUUCCUCACAGAGCAAGGAUAGAAAUUAAGAAUAAAUUUAAACGUGAAGAGAAAACAAAUGGAUGGAGAAUAGACAAAGCAUUCCAGGAAAAGCGCCCUUUUGACUUCGAUUUUUUUGCUCAUUUGCUUCAGAAAGUGCUUGCUGAAGAAGAGAAAAGAAAGCAAAAGUCUGUUAAAAAUCAGAGUUCAAAGGAGAAGUCCUCUAAAUCACGGAAAAAUGUAAAAGUGAAAAAAGUUACCAGUGAAAGAGUGAGUGACGAUCCAGCUGAGUCUGUGAGUGCUAGAAUUUCAGAUGCAGAAGGAUCCCAAAAGGAUACUCAGACAGUUGAAGAAGAACAACAGUCUCUGACUUUAUCAGCACAGGAUUCAGAACAGAAUGUAGUAGAACAAGACCAAAAUCAAAAGAAAAGAAGAAGAAAGAAUCAGGGUGAAGGUGGUAAACGGGAAGUAAAAAGUCAUUCAGGAAAUGCCUCUGUUCAGCCAGGCUCUUCUAAAGGAGAAAAACACACAAAUCAGUCACUAAGUCCUGAGAUAAAUGAAGAAGCAGGAAAUAAGGAACAGAAUCUUCCCUCUGUACAGAACAAAGAUGACAUUGUGGGCUUAUCCUUUAGUGAGAAGACUGAGAGAAGAACUGACCCUGUUCUUUCAUCAAGUGGUGAGCAAGAUGAUGUAUCAGUAGCAGCUGAGACUUUAGAAUCAGACACUUCAGAUUUGCCUUCAUCAGAAGUUGGUGUUAGACCAUUGUGUGAGGUGAAUAAUGCUGAGAGGAGUUGUACAGAAGAAAGAAAUGUUGACCCAAAAAAUAAAUCUCUGGAAACUGAUCAAACAGAAAAUGUUAAACCCAUGAAGAGAGUACGACUCCAGAGACCUAAACCCAAUUUAUCAAGGGCAGUUGGGAAGAAAACAGUUCUUUUACAAGAUAAAACAGAUGAAGAGAACAAGAGUUCACAUGCAGAAACGUCAGUUGAAAAGAACCAUGUGGAAAAGGACAAAACGAGUACAUCUGAUAUUUCUGGAGUGGAGAAUACAGAGAGAGAGAACCCAGAAGCUGAUGCUGUGUCUAAUUUGAGUGAAAAAAUUUGUCUGCAGGAAGAUGAUGCACCAAAGGCUUUUAGACCUGCACGACUAAUGAGGGGCUCACUGCGAAGGCAAAAACCAAAUAUAGGUAAAGCUGCUGAAAGAAAAGGAAUUCUUACAUCACAGGAAAAAAUUGGGGCCAGUGUAGAAAAGAAUGAAAAUGAAUCCGGCAUUGGUGGAGAUACUCCAGAACAAAUAGAAGAUAAGUCAUGUAAAAAUUUUGAGUGUGAAGACAUCACUUCGCAAUCUGAAAAAAAAGAUACUUCUAUUCAAGAUGUGCAGUCAGAUGAUCCCAAGGCUCUUAAUGAAUGUCCCAGUAUUCAGGAAGAUAAUAAAGCAAAUAAACAAGUUCCAGUUGUAAAGACUCGAUUUCAGAAACCAAAGCCAAAUAUUAGAAGAACAAUUGCAAAAAGAGACAUUUUCUCAAAGAAAGAGGUACCAGAAAAGAUUCUUGCCUCUGAAGAGAUGACAGCAGCUUUGAGAGAAACUGCAAGUCUAGAAACCUCACCAAGGGAGGAGGUCCCUGUGGAGACUAAUACUACUAAGGAAACGGAGUCAGUUUUAAAAGAAACUGGAAAAGACAGCUCUCCUAGGGAAAAAAUACCAGAAAUGAUUGAUGUCACUGUGGAAAUGGAGACAGAUUUGAAAGAAACUGGAAGAGAAGUUUUCCCAAGGGAGGAGGAGGAGAUACCAAAGGUGACUGAUGCCACUGAGGAAAGAGAGACAGACUUGGAAGAGACUGUAAGAAGAGAAAUAUCCCUACAGGAAAAUGCCCCAGAGGAGGUUGAUACUAUUGGUGAAGUGGUGACAGAUUUGAAAGAAACUGUAAGAGAGAUUUCCCCAAGAGAGAAGAUACCAGACAUAAUUGACGCCGCUGAGGAAGCAGAGACAGAUUUAGAAGAAUCUGAGAGAAGAGAAAUAUCUACACAAGAUAAGGUCUCAGAGGUCAAAACUGUAGGUGAUGAAGUGGAGACAGAAUUGAAAGAAAUUGGAAUCGAAAUUUCCCUAAGGGAAAAUGUAGUAGUGGGGAUCAGUGACACAGGGGAAAGGGAGGUUGAUUUGGAAGAAACUGCAAAGAGAGACUUUUCCCUGAUGGAAAAGGUAUCAGGAAAGAUGACUGCCAUUGAGGAAACAGAAGCAGAUUUAAAAGAAACUGGCAAGGAAAUUUUCUUGAAGAAAAGCAGACCAGAAGAGAUCAGUGCUUCUGAGGAAAGGGUGGCAGAUUUGAAAAAAACUAGAAAAACAGACAUUUCUCUAAGGGAAAAUGCACGAGAGGAGACUGGAACCUCAAGACAAACUGGGACAGAUUCAUUGCAGAGCAGUAGUGUUGACUGCAGCGCUGCGCCUUCCCUAACUAAUAAUGACAUUAGCAGUGAAAUACUAUCCAUGGUGCAUACAGCUGUAGAAGAAAACAGAAAUUCUGAAAAGGAAAUGUCAAGUCAGUUGAGUCAUUUGAACAUUUCUUUGGAGACUUCUGGACUUGAUAAAAUAGAAGACCAGAGGAUGCAGUCUCCAGAUGUUCCAGAGCAGUCUUCAGAUAUUAAUUUAAGCAAAUCUCUUCCUCAAGAACAGAAGCCAUCUGAAGUUAAACCAGCACCUUUUCUGAGAAGUAGAUUCAAAAGACCAAAACCAAACUUAGCAAGAGCAGCUUCAAAGAGAGGGGCCACAGGAGCAGAAAAAUGUGCACCUGGGAAGAACAUGGAACCUGAUAAAGCAGGCACUGUUGUGAUACAGCCAAACAGCGACCAAAUGAGUACUCUCUCUUCUCAACAUGAUGUGGCUUCCCUGAUGACAUCAAGAGAGAAAGAUAAAUCAGAUCACAGUCAAGAGGAGACUGUGAUAAUACCACAUGGACAGACUGAAAAGGAGCUUUCACCUUCAAGUUCUCAUGAACCUAAAGAGGAGUCUCAGUCUACACAAGCCCAGGGAAAGGAAUUAGUUGUCUCUAUGGGGACUCAUGACAUAAACACUUUGGAACAAGAAAGUGCUGUCCAAACUGUUCCACCAGUACGGGGCCGACUUCAGAGACCCAGACCAAACUUAAGAAGGGUUGGACAGAGGCAAGUAAUAGAAAAAAGUGAAGCUAAAGAAACAAAUAAGGAGGAAGGGACACUACAAAAAGAUGAAACUAAAAAGGAAUUCCUGACUGUGCCAAAUUCUCAAAUUGCACCUGAAAUUGAAGUUGUAUCCUCCAAAGUUUCAGAAGGCAGAACGUGUGAAAUUGAAGUUGUAUCCACCAAAGGUUCAGAAGGCAGAACGGGUGAAAAUCAGAGUCACGUGGUUCUUUUAGAAAACCUUCAUCUUAAUGAAGUAAAUGCUUUAGAUGAAAAGACAAGACAAGAACGUAAAACGUAUGUUCCUAGUCCACCACGAAUGAUAAGAAGGCAAUUCCAAAAGCCUAAGCCAAAUUUGGGAAGAGCACAUGCUAGGAAAGAGGAAUCAAGCAUAGAAAAAGACAGAGCAGAUCAAAGUGAGGCAAGGAAGCCAGAAGAUAAUUUGCUGCAGCAUGGAGAUUCUGACACCCAGUUUCUUCAAAAAGAAAAGGCUGAGUCUCUGACAUCUCUGAAGGUUUCAGCAAGAAAAGAUUCUGUAGGUUCCCAGGAGACUGGUUUGGCAAAAAAAGAUGCUCACUCAGAAGCUGGUCCAUCACAAAGUGUUGGAGAGAAAACCGUAGGGGAUGAUUCUGGGUGUUCAGUUGUUGAAGAGCAAUAUCUCAGUAAACCAACAAGGUUUCCACAACUGCCGAAAGAGUCAAAUCACUCUAGAAUUGCCCUGGAUCGAAGAACAGCUCUCUCUUCUGCCUCUGAGUGUGAGACAGAUCAUAGUGAGAGGAGAACACAUCGCAGGGUCAAACCAAACGUCACCAGAGGCCGUGGAUCAAAACGAGUUCGGAGUAAGACCUCUAAAAAGGAACCUAGAGCUCCCAAGGCUGUGCUGGUGACGCUUAGGGCUUCCCAGGAAGAAGACGAGGAUGAUGCUGAAGACUUUGAGUCUGACUAUGAAGAAGAAAGCUAUCAUCUUGCUCCAGAAGAAGUAAACAAAGCCCCAGUGUUUGUCCCUGUUGGUCUGAGAUCUCCUGAACCUGUUCCUACCCAAAUUGAGGAAACCAUGGAAGAGCUUGAAAUAACCGUGAAUGUCCCAGAUGUAGGAUGCAUAGCUGUUGUUGAACAUCAACUCUCAAACCCAGAUGUGACUACUCAGGAGAUGAAACAAGAAGAAAAUUUGAAUGCAUCAUCAGUCGAAAUGACCACAGGUGAACAUUCCCAAGAUGAAACAGGUACCAACGAUGGAAGCACAGAAGCUGCCAUAACUUUACUUACAAUGGGAGAUCUGGUGUUGCAGUCAGAGAUCAGUACAGAACAGAGUGAUGUAGGAGUAUGUAUACUUCCUGAUGGCCAUUCAGAGGAUAAAAGCCAUGUUCCUUUUAGCCCAGAUAAUAUAAAUCAUGAUAUUGUUCAUGAACAUCCGGAACUUUCUUCACCUGUCUGUAGUACAUCUCCAUCAGAAGACAACAAGAUUGUAUUGGAGGAACAAAGUACUAAAGAAGAAACUGGUUUAGUGGAGGAAGUAAAGGAAAAUGCUGUAUCAACCAGGACUACAACUUCUGAAGUGACCAGUAGUUUGAGACCGAGAAGAAGAUUUGCCAAGCCUAAGCCAAAUCUUAAGAAGAUUUUAGGGACCAAAAGGAUUGGUGCUCAUCGGGAAGUUCCUAGUUUGUCGGAAAUUCAAGGAGAAACUGAGAAAAAUGCUUCUAAAGGAACAGAAUUAGAGGAUAAAAGCCUUGGAUCAGAUACAACUGCAGAGAGUAAGGAGCAGAGCAAAUUGGCAUGUGUACAUGGUAUUGAAGAAACCAGUAAUUCACAAGAAGCAAGCCUAACUAAAAGAAAUGAAGAUUACGAAGAGGGAUCUGAAGAGGUUCAGAUGUUGUCGGCUGCUCCACUUGUUUCUUCUGAGCCAAGCACCGACACGCUUGCUUUGGGUACAAGUCUUGGUGAGAGUUUUAUCGAAGAGCCCCUGAGAAAGGACUCUGGUGGAGACAGUAUGCUUACACUCUAUGUACCAGAGUGUCCACCAACUAGUGUUCCAGACGUCCAACAAGAGAAUGUAAAUAAUCCUCAAGACUCAGUGGAUCUACUUGCUAAUGUACAUCAAGAUGGUGAAGAUGAACAAGCAUUCAUUUUAACUCUGGUGGAAAUUCCAACCAGUGCAGUAGAAGAAUAUGCUGAUACCACUACGCAGUUACUGCCAAACACUUUACUGCCAGCGCCCAUAUUGGUCAAAUCAGUGAAUAAAGAAGAAAGGGGGGACAUGAGUGUGAGUUUUCCGGUAAUUCCAGUUGAUCAGGAUGCCAUGUAUUUAUCUGGAAGAGAUGAUUCUGAAAAGCCUUCUGCGAAUUUGGAACUUUUAUCCAGGAAGAGAUUUCAUUGUAGUCCUGAUGAAAGUGACCAUGUUCCUCCUGCCAAAAAAAAUUCACUCACUUCAAGUGACGAUUGUCAAAAAUAUACCUCUGAGGUGUGUUCAAAGGAAUUAAUAAAUUUGGAGGAAACUGGGGAAUCUUGCCAAGGACAAGAUAACUUCCCUACCUUAGGAAGCACACUUACAAUGCCAGAUCCUCAGAAAGAGCAACUUGAAUCAACUUUUCAGAGUAUUGGAUCUAGGUCUCCUGAUAAAGUAACAGAUACACAAGAAAAGAAUGCAUCUGAGUUACCUCAGGAUGAGAUAAUGGUGUCUGAUAAAGAAGAAAGAACUUGUGCUGCUUCUAUGUCAAUGGAUAACAUUACAUCGUCUUCAAAAACCCCACUAUCCAGACCUGGCAGAAGACCCUUGGGAUUUUUAUCCUUAAUAUGUUCAAAGAAUAGUUUGGAGUCUGAUGAACCUACUCAGGUUCAUAGAAAGAAACGCCUAAAACCUCUUAUACCCAUAUCAAGAAAGAAUUUGCAAGUGUCUAAUCCACUCAAUGAAAGACAGAAAACAACUCCAGAGUCCUCUGAUCCGCCUCCAUCUCCAAGUGUUGUUGCUAAUACUCAAUCUACGAAUACUGGGAAUACUGGUAGUUCAGCAACUCAGGUUUCUUCUAAUCCCUUACCGAAAGAAGAAUGUAAAGGUGGCCAAAAGCGGGUACCUGAAGAGGAGCCAACCACCAUAUCUGAGUAUUUCUUUAGUGAUAUCUUUAUUCAAGUGGAUGAAACAGAAUAAAAGUCUUUUUUUUUUUUUUUGGUCCCAAGUCUAGGAUUUCCAGAGUCAAUUAUAUCAACAAAGCGGGAUUUAGAAAAAAGCAUCACUGACAGUUUAGAUUGAUUUUGAAUAUUUAAUGGCCUUCAUUUGAAACUUUUAUGAAUCAGUGGAAAACAUUGCUGAGAUUUCUUUGAUUCUGAUGGAUUCAGCAUUUUGGAAAUACUGAGCAAUUAAGACUGCUUUCUCAGACAGAAAUAACAGCUCUUGUUUACAUUUCGACUCUUCCUGUGCUGAACACACAUGGACAUCUUGGAAUGUUGUGGAUAAACGUCUCUUGUAUAAAUCACAGUGCCCACGUAUUUGGAGGUAGAUUGUAUCUAACACUUAGUGAAUGUCUUUUGUGAAGGUCUUUUUUUUCUGUUUGUUUAGGGGAUUUUUGUUUUUGUUUCUGUUUUGUUUGUUUGUUUUGGAUGGUGAAGGCCUUUUCAGUUGCCUGGAAGAAUAUGAAAGCAAAUUGUGAAACUCCACUUUAGUAUGGUAAAUGUUAAAAAAAAACUUUUCUAUGAUCAGCUAUUUGACUGAAAAAUGUGUAUUUUUCUAAUUCAUGUUGAUGUAACAUUAGUGCUAAUUGAAGAACUAGUAUUUAAAUUAUUAUUUAUAAAGGUAAAACAUCAAAAAGCUUAUUUAUUUUUAAAUUUUUUAUUUAAAAGAAUAUUCAGUUUUAAUUAUUUUUACCCCUCAAAUUAUGGGUAAAGUAGGCAUUAACAAAUUGAUGUUUGUCUCCUUUUCCCUCUUUAAUUUUAAAGAUAUUUAAAGUGAUAUAGCUAAAAGUGUUUGGAUAGUGAAUAUGUUUUGAAUACAUUGUUUUCUCAUAGUUUAGUAUAUUGACUUUGUACUGUGAAAUUGUUUUUCUUAUUUCUCGAAUAAUCUCAGGAUUUGUAUGGGGACAGAAAAAACCCCUUAACUUUAUUUAUGAGACAAAUUUCCAUACAAAACUCAGUCUCCAUUACACACAUAUGUACUCACCCACACACAUUCCUUUUUUAAAAAUCAAUUUCUUGGUGUUUUUUUUCCCCAUUAAGUUUUCCUUGAGGAACACUUAGGCCUUUAUGCACAGAACAUAAUUGUGAUGUUAAAAACAGAAAAUAAGAUAACAAUAAGACUUUAGUAAGUCAGUGAUUCUCAUCAAUAUGAAUUUAAGAGUUUUAAUUUCAAGAUUGUGUGAUUUACAUGGGUAAUUCCGUUACCCACCCAAGCAAAUCUUUGGUGGUUCAAGUUAAACUUCUGAAAGAACAGAUGUAUUCUUUUGAAAAGCCUUCUGGGUUGAUAAUACAUUAGAUCAGGAGUCAGAAACAUUUUUUGCAGUAUAUUUUUGAAUUUGUGGGCAAGAUGCCCUCUGUGGUAACUACUCAGCUCUUACCAUUUCAGUGUGAAAACAGCUACAGCCAAUGUUUAAAUAAUGGACACGAAUGGAUUGGGUUUUUAGUUUGACCCCUACGUUAAAUAGCAGUUUCCUUACCUUAAGGUGCUGAUGUCAUUGUCUCUGAGUUACUUGUCACUAGAGUUACGAAUUGUGCCUGUCAAUUAAAACCAUUGAUUGCAUUAUGAAAUUUCAAUUGGAGAGGUAUUUUAAUGUCUAACUAUGUUUGUGAAUUGAAAAAAAUGGUGGCCAUUUUUUCAUCUUCAUUAGUAAAAUUAGAUAUGGUGCAACACGUAAUCCUAAUUUAUUAAAACAAUUGAUACUAGAGCUUUUUUUUUUUUUUUUUUUGUCUAUUUGGGGUCGCACCC
Messenger RNA from Phacochoerus africanus (Common warthog), 9281 nucleotides. It is a transcript of the gene BDP1, whose product is annotated as B double prime 1, subunit of RNA polymerase III transcription initiation factor IIIB. NCBI's taxonomy places the organism in Eukaryota, Metazoa, Chordata, Mammalia, Artiodactyla, Suidae. Gene Ontology annotation, cellular component: transcription factor TFIIIB complex. Gene Ontology annotation, molecular function: TFIIIC-class transcription factor complex binding. Gene Ontology annotation, biological process: RNA polymerase III preinitiation complex assembly. The record is from RefSeq and is a predicted model, not a curated record.